Molecule: messenger RNA, 1901 nt
Organism: Lepisosteus oculatus (spotted gar)
Lineage: Eukaryota; Metazoa; Chordata; Actinopteri; Semionotiformes; Lepisosteidae
Source: RefSeq, a predicted model, not a curated record
GAACUGACGCCAGACCACAUGAAACGAAUGCAGAGAGAACGAGCCCAGCUGGUCUGCAGCAGGUUCUCCACCAAGACCCUGCGCCCAGCCAGAUAGCUAUCAGACGUACUGUAUUUCCACACAGCUGAAGGGAAAAGCCUGUCUCUGCAGGAGAACACCUUUCAUGUGGACAAACUCAGGACAGUCAGACUCCGGUGCGUUUCACUGACGAGGCUCUUAACGAGAUGAGGAAGUCCCGAGCGGAGUGCGGGGGCAUGCUGACGGGGGGCGGCGGGGGUGUGCGGGCCGGGGGCCGGGCGGUGAGGAGGAGGAUGACCUGCCCGUCCCCCCAGGAGAUCAGCCGGGCCCAGGCCAUGAUGACGCCGCUGGGCUCGCUGACCCGCGGGGCCAGCCUGGACGAGCUCAUCGACCGCUGCCUCAACUCCUUCGACCAGGACGGGAAGCUGCAGCGGGGGUCGCAGGUCGUCGACAUGACCCUGAUGAUGCACUGCUGGGUCGUGCCCUCGCACUCCUUCGGGCGCCGGCUGCUCACCCUAUAUCGGGACUGUCCUGUGGAGAAGAGAGGACACCUGAGACCUCGAAUUUGCCACUUCAUCAGGCACUGGAUCAACCGGUUCCCAGUGGUGUUCAAGGGCGAUGACCUGCUGGGGGGAGUGAUGGAGGAGCUGUGGGAACUGGUGAAACGAGAAGGAGAGGAGCAGCACUCUCAGCUCGUAGACACCUCCGACCUCCAGCCCUCCAGCGGCUGUAGACGUCUGACCCUGCAGGGCGGGGGCCCGGAGGUGAAGAAGAGGAAGGUGUCCCUGCUGUUUGACCACAUGGAGCCAGGAGAACUGGCCGAGCACCUCAGCUACCUGGAGUUCAAGAACUUCUGCAGGGUCUCGUACCUGGAUUACCGGAGCUACGUGCUGCGGGGGUCUGUGCGGGAGAACCCUGCGCUGGAGCGCUCAGUGACGUUGUGCAACGGGAUCUCUCAGUGGGUCCAGCUCAUGAUCCUGAACCAACACACGGCCCAGCAGCGGGCGGAGGUCUUCACCAAGUUCAUCUACGUGGCACAGAAGCUGCGGGCUCUCCAGAACUUCAGCACGCUGAUGGCAGUGACGGGGGGGCUGUGUCACAGCUCCAUCUCGCGCCUCAAGGACACGGCCAGCCUGCUGCCCCAGGACGUCACCAAGACCCUGAACGAGCUGACGGAGCUGCUGUCGUCCAGCAGUAACUACGGCACUUACCGGCGGGUGUACAGUGACUGUGUGGGCUUCAAGAUGCCCAUCCUGGGGGUCCACCUGAAGGACCUGGUGUCCCUGCACGAGGCCCUGCCCGACUACCUGGAGGACAACAAGAUCAACCUCAGCAAGAUGCAGCACCUGUACAGCAACAUCAGUGAGCUGCUGGCCAUCCAGAAUCACCACCCACCCUUCCAGGCCAACAAGGACCUGCUGCACCUGCUCACGCUGUCUCUAGACCUGUACUACACAGAGGAUGAGAUCUACGAGCUCUCCUAUGCCAAGGAACCCAAGAACCCUAAAUUACAGUCUGUCACCCCAGUGAAGCCCCCAAUGAUAGCAGACUGGGCGUCCGGGGUGGCCCCCCGCCUCGACCCCGCCACCAUCUCCAAGCACGUCAAACAGAUGGUUGACUCCAUCAUGAAGAACUACGACCACAACCUGGAUGGCUACAUUGCACUGGAGGACUUUGAGAAGAUUGCUGCCAGCUUUCCAUUCUCCUUCUGCACACAGGAGAGCGACAGAGCCACAGCUCCGCCCCUGCGUGCCAACAAGAAUCAGAAAACAGCAGAUUACAGAAAACAGCUAGAUCAGGAGAGAACAGCUGAUGACAUGAGACAGCAGAGGUUAUGUCCCGGGGUGAAUGCGAAGCCAGAGGUCUCACACACUUACAGCUAG